UCAUUUUCAUUCGACACUUUACUUCGGCAUUGUCAGUACGUGUCAUUGACUUGCUUUCUCGCGUAAUUUCGGACUGUGUUUUAAUUAAUCCAUACAAUAUUAAAACUUCAUUGUUUCCAAUAAAACAAUUGUAAUAUUUUUUGUGAUAAUUUAAGGGCACAUUUAUCAAAUGGCUAGCGAAGGUUUCUUGAACAAAAUCCCUGGUUUUGCCACAUUAGCAAUUCAUGCAGGGCAGGAUCCUGAAAAAUGGAAUUCCGCUGCUGUAGUACCACCCAUAGUUACAUCUACAACAUUUAAGCAACCUGCACCUGCGGAACAUACUGGUUUUGAAUAUGGUAGAUCAGGGAAUCCUACAAGAAAUACACUAGAAGAAUGCUUAGCUGCGUUAGACAAAGGGAAACAUGCAUUAACUUUUGCAUCAGGUUUAGGAGCAACAACCACUAUUGCCUCUUUACUGAGCAGUGGGGACCAUAUUGUAUCCUGUGAUGAUGUGUAUGGAGGCACAAAUAGAUUGUUUAGACGCGUGUUGGACAGAUUAGGUCUGAAAACAACUUUUACUGAUUUCACAAAUCUAGAAUCUGUUAAAAAUGCUAUCAAAGAUAACACAAAGAUGAUUUGGAUAGAAACACCAACAAAUCCAUUGCUGAAAGUGAUAGACAUAGCCGCGGUGUCGGCGGUGGCCAAGGAGAAGGGCGACAUCAUAGUGGUGGUCGACAACACCUUCCUAACACCGUACCUGCAGCGGCCUCUCGACUUCGGCGCGGAUAUCGUCGUGUACUCACUCACAAAGUAUAUGAACGGACAUUCUGACGUCAUCAUGGGAGCAGCUGUUCUUAACGACGAUGCUUUGGAGGAGAGACUUAGAUUUUUGCAAAACGCUAUGGGCGUGGUACCAUCACCUACAGAUUGCUAUUUCGUGAAUAGGAGUCUAAAGACUUUAGCUCUUAGAAUGGAACAGCAUCAGAAGUCUUCCUACGUAAUAGCUAAAUGGCUUCAGAAUCAUCCUAAAGUUACUGAAGUAUUACAUCCAGGUCUGCCAACACAUCCACAGUACGCAAUAGCACAAAAACAGAUGACAGGACACUCGGGUGUGUUCAGUUUCAAGCAUGUAGGCGGACUACAGGAGUCCAGGAAGUUUUUGAGUUCGUUGAAAUUAUUCAUCUUGGCAGAAAGUCUCGGUGGAUAUGAGAGCUUAGCUGAAUUACCGUCCGUGAUGACGCACGCGUCGGUCCCGGAGGAGCAGCGCAACGAGCUCGGCAUCACGCACUCCCUCAUCAGGCUGUCAGUCGGCCUCGAGGACACGCACGAUCUGAUUAACGAUCUAGAUCAAGCUUUCAUAGCUGCCUUCUGAUUAGGAAAUUAAGUUUUUAAUAAAAUAACUGUAAUAGUAAUAUAAUUACUAAGCAUUAAAUGCAAAGACAUUGAAGAAAUAUAUAGACUAUACAUAGUGAACAUUUUUUUCACUGGUAACUUCUUUGUAAGGUCCUAUGUUAGUUGUCAAAUUACUAAUGUACUAUGCUUACUCUAUGUAUUUUUUGAAUCUCUUUGAUUGAGAAAUAACAAGAAAUCGUUAAUUAAAGGCCAAACUCAAUAAUCUAUCCUUAAAUUAAUCAUAGAUUAGUUUUUUUUAUUUAGAUGUCGAUCCUGAUUAAAAAUGACAAAUGACUUGCAAGUCUUAAUUAUUGUUACUUAAGAUAAGUCAGUGUAAAUCGUGAUUGAUUAUUGGGUUCUGGGCUUAAAAAUCACAAACCUACUGACACUGGGCAAAAUUCUGAAAAUGACACCUCAAGCUAUGAAAUUUCUUAGUUUAUUGAGGCUGUAGGGGGUCGCAAUAAAAUUGGGACAUUGAAGGUGUUUCCCGUUGGGCCGAUCGGCCAAAUAGCAUUUGUUUCCAAUCGAAUGCAUACAAUUAAUCGAUAUUCAUUGUGUGGAUUCGAUCGCCACAAUGGGAAAGAACUCAUUGGCUCGAUCCUUAAAAUGAUCGGCCCAACGGGAAACACCCUACAUUAUUUGCCCUCCUUAAUUACCUGUCAGUCGAGCAAAUAGACAAUUUUUUUCCUUUACUAUUAUAGUUCCUCAUUGUAUUUAUAUUUUUAUUAAGAUAACACUUUGCAUUUAUUACCUUUUUGAAUGUCUACAAUCAUAGUUUUUUAAACAAAUUGUUUCAAUUAAAUAUUUUUAAAUCUAUAUAAUGUACAGUAGUUUAAAGAAUCCGAGCACAUUUAUAUAUUGUUAUUAUUUACAACCAUUUUAAAUUAUAAUUAUUUAUUCUCUUAUUUACAAAUCAUCGUAUAACAAGUGUAUA
Messenger RNA from Papilio polytes (common Mormon), 2305 nucleotides. It is a transcript of the gene Cth, whose product is annotated as cystathionine gamma-lyase. Gene Ontology annotation, molecular function: cystathionine gamma-lyase activity; pyridoxal phosphate binding. Gene Ontology annotation, cellular component: cytoplasm. Gene Ontology annotation, biological process: transsulfuration. The transcript is spliced from 8 exons. NCBI's taxonomy places the organism in Eukaryota, Metazoa, Arthropoda, Insecta, Lepidoptera, Papilionidae. Bases 170 to 1351 code for a protein of 393 amino acids. The record is from RefSeq and is a predicted model, not a curated record.